GGAUGGAUUUUUGAAGCUGGUGUGAAACACAGCCUUCUUCAAGCAUGAAGCUCCUCGGAAACAUUCCACUGCUACAGAUCCUCUUUCUGCCAUGUUUCAGCCUGAUCGGGGGCUUACAGAGAGCUCCUCGAAUCACAACCUUACUUGAAACUGUGGAUGCCUUGUUGGAUCAUAAUGCAACUUUUAUAUGUGAGGUAGACUCUUACCCUUUAGCAGACAUUUCUUGGACACGCAACAAUUACCCCAUACGGCAUUACGAUCCACGAUACAUUAUCCGAGAAAAUGGCCAAAUGUUGAUCAUUCCCAAUGUGAAGGACUCAGACAAUGGAGAAUACUGUUGCAAUGCCAACAAUGGAAUUGGAGAGCCAGCAAAAAGCUGUGGAGCUUUGCAGCUGAAGAUGAAGCCUCAAAUUAAGAGACAUCCAACAAACAUCACACUGCUACUGGAGUCCAAGGCAGUGUUGCCAUGCGUAACGUUAGGAUAUCCCAAACCGGACAUUUCCUGGAUUAAAGAUGAUGAUUUAAUUAAGGUUGAUAGCCGAAUUUCGAUUUUGGAAUUUGGUGCCUUAAAAAUUCACAAUAUCAAGAAAGAGGAUGCUGGCCAAUACCGAUGUGUAGCUAAAAACAGCUUUGGGAUUGCCGUCUCAAAACCAGUCACCAUCGAAGUACAAGCUCCUGCUAAAAUACUUAAAGUUCCAAAAGAGAGGAAGGUGCAGAUUGGAACAGAAGUGGCUUUGGAGUGCAAUGCCACUGGCAACCCCAUCCCCUCCAUAACUUGGCUGGAAAACGGCAACACGAUCAUGGGGGCGUCAGUAGAGGAGACUCUGGUUGGGGAGGUCAUCCUAUCAGUACUGCGAGUGGUGGUCAAUAAACCAGCCCUCUACACCUGCCAGGCCACCAACCACCACAGUGGAGGAGCCAACACUGUCAAAGCUACAGCCAAAAUCACCGUCUUAGAAUGGAGGCUGUAUAAAGGUAGUGCUGGAUACUGCAGUACAUACCGGGGUGAAGUGUGUCGUGGUGUGUUGAGACGAGAUGCACUCAUCUUCUUUAACUAUUCCCUGCCUGAAGAGGAGCAAGAGCUGCUGGCCCAGGGCAGCUGGGCAGAGUUGGAUGGGGCCAGUGCUCUGUGCAGGCCGGCUGCACGCUCUCUGCUCUGCCACAACACUUUCCAGGACUGCAGCCCUUCCGGCCUGGGACCUUCACCCAAACCCAUCUGCAGGGAGCACUGUGUGGUGGUGAAGGAGCUGUACUGUUAUAAGGAGUGGCGCUCUAUGGAUGAGAGGAGUCACAGGGGAGUCGUUUCUCCAGGCCUGAGCAUCAUUCUACCGGACUGUGGAACACUGCCUAGCCUGCAGGCAGAUCCAGGCUCAUGUACCUCUGUGGCUUUUGUGGAACUCAAGAAAGACCAAAUUACAACAACAUGCUACAAUGACAGAGGAAGGUUGUAUCAAGGAACACACAAUGUCACCGUGUCUGGUAUUCCCUGUCAGCGCUGGGACCAGCAGGAUCCUCACCCUCACAGGCUGCCUGUGGACAUCAUCCCUGAGCUGAGGAACGCAGAGAAUUUCUGUCGCAAUCCCGGGGGAGAGAGUGACAGGCCAUGGUGCUACUCCAGCAGCCCCAGAGUACGCUGGGAAUACUGCCUGGUGCCCAAAUGUGGAGAAGCAGUGACAAGUGUGAGAGCAGCAUCUGCUCCUAAAUCGGUGCCUCCAAACCCGGUUUCCCCCGUCUCCACUGCCUACUACAUGAGCGUCAUCAUAUUCAUCAUCGCAGGCUUUGCAGGUGCAGCCUUCCUCACCAUACUCAUCCUCAUGUGUCACAAGAGGAAGAAAAUGUGGAAACGUCGGAAAAGCAGGGCCAUGGAGACCCCUACCCUCACUGCUCUCCCUUCUGAACUACUACUGGACAGACUGCACCCCAACCCCAUGUACCAGCGCCUGCCCCUCCUGCUCAACUCUAAGCUGCUGACGCUGGAGUACCCACGCAACAACAUCGAAUACGUGAGGGAUAUCGGAGAGGGGGCCUUCGGCAGGGUGUUUCAGGCAAGGGCUCCUGGCUUGUUACCACAUGAGCCCUUCACUAUGGUAGCAGUGAAGAUGCUGAAGGAGGAGGCCUCAGCCGAUAUGCAGAAUGACUUCCAGAGAGAAGCUGCUCUAAUGGCAGAAUUUGAUCAUCCCAACAUUGUCCGGCUCCUGGGGGUCUGUGCUGUGGGGAAGCCCAUGUGCCUGAUGUUUGAGUACAUGGCCCAUGGGGAUUUGAACGAGUACCUGCGGAAGUGUUCCCCAGCCCAGCAGCGCAGCCUGAGCCAGGGAACCCUGACAGGCCAAAGUGUCGCUUCUCAGUCAGAACCAUCGCCCCUCAGCUGCCUGGAGCAGCUCUCCAUCUCCAAGCAGGUGGCCGCAGGCAUGGCCUACCUGUCCGAGCGGAAAUUUGUGCACCGCGACCUGGCCACGCGUAACUGUCUGGUGGGUGAGGACCUAGUGGUGAAGAUUGCUGAUUUCGGCCUGUCACGAAACAUCUACGCAGCUGAUUACUACAAGGCCAGCGAAAAUGAUGCCAUCCCAAUUCGAUGGAUGCCACCAGAGUCCAUCUUCUACAACCGCUACACCAGUGAGUCGGACGUGUGGGCCUAUGGGGUAGUUCUGUGGGAGAUUUUCUCACAUGGCAUGCAACCUUAUUACGGCAUGGCCCACGAGGAGGUCAUCUACUAUGUUAGAGAUGGCCAUGUGCUGGCCUGCCCUGAGAACUGUCCGCUCGAACUCUACAACCUGAUGCGUCUGUGCUGGAGCCGCCAGCCCAGUGACCGGCCCAGCUUUGCCAGCAUCCACCGCAUCCUGGAGAGGAUGCACUGCCAGAUGCUCCACUCCAGCAUGGCCUGAGACUCUCAUCCACACAUGAAGUCUGAAGAACCAUGAGUAGCAAUGGAGAACCUUUUCAAAAUCCAGAACUAUCAUGGAUUAGCUCUGAAGAAUCUUUAGACAGCCUGGGGUACUGCUGAUAGAGGUCAAAGUAUAUAUAGUCAAACUACCUUCAGUAGAAAAAAGUCAGUUAGCUUUUUAAUGCUAGCCAUUCAUCUUAUACAAGUUUGGGAAGAGGUAGAUUGCAUAAACACAAUAGUAACAGUCUGAAUUUUGUCCACACUUUUGCCCACCUUUGUAGGUUACAGUGUGUCAUACAGUGUUAGAAACCAAAUAUGCAAGUCUAUGAUGCUAAUUACUAAGGUAUAUGCUUUCUUGUUAGCUACAUUAGCCAUGUAGCUUUACCACAAAAGUAAGGAAACCAAACAUAAGUUGACAGUUCAUUGGCUUCAAUAGGAUAAGCAAAAAGGUGUAGAUUUUUCGCUGAACCUCUCCAUUAACUGAAGUUUGGUGGUUCUCCACAUGGACCCUGAAGAACCACAAGAAGCAGCGAUGAACCUUAAAUCAUGGAGGAGCUCAGAGGAAUCUUCAGACUUUGACCCAUCUGAAGAAUUACUUUGCGUACUGAUCCCCUGGUCAAGUCAGCGUGUAGGGAUCCAGUUAUAGGAGAAUGAAGCAGACCAUUGAUGGGAGACAACCAAAGUACAGCUGUACUAGACUUAGGUCAAAAGUACACCAUUGACUUUUCUGAGGAAAAUGAUGGAUGCAAGCUCAACGUCAGGAGGACAUUCUCUUCAGCUCAUCAUGGUUGAAGGGCAUGCUCAUGGUGGCUAAGUAAGUGGACGCAGCCCAGAUCAAUGAACAUUUUUCUAAGAACUGUUGCUUUUGGAGUGUAUAUUUGACAUAAUUAUUGAGUUCCUGCAUAUUUAUCGAUUAACAGGAAAGGUCAAGUGGAGCACACAGAAUGCUUGAUGCUGCAUCUCACUGUCACUGCAGUAUUGUUUGAAUAAAGUAGCAUAUUCCAAGUUGGCACAGCAUCACUUUACUAAUGUUUGUGUUUGAUAUUUUUGCCUGACUAAUAGACAACUUAUGUCUACUUAUUAUUAUUUUUUACUGAAAAUAAUUAGCUACAUAAAAAAGUGACAUUUAAUGUGCAUAUUACACUUACUUACACUUCCCAAAUACACACACACACACAAUAUAUAUAUAUAUUAUUGAUUCAUUCAUUGAUUUUAUCCAGUUAUGAUAUGUAAAGUUAUUGUGCAUCUCUAUAAUAAACAUGUUUGUAUUGCAUACUAACAUAGCAGCAUAAAGGAACAUAAAGCAUAAAGGAACUGGCCAUACUGGUCAUUACAAAUUAGCAUAUAUGUGAGUGGUUUCAUUUCAUACUAAAUUGUGAAUUCGGUUGGAUGUUUUAGUUUAAAAGCCAUAUAAAAUCUGUGGAAACUCAAAGGAAAAUUCCCUGGUUAGGCAUGUGCCAUACAAAAAUGUACUAACAUUUCUUCAUGGUUUACAGUGUUAUCACACUAUUGUUUUGUACAUGUUUAACCAAACUAUAUUCUCCAUGCUGUUUUUAAAUAACUGCAGGUGCAGGUGUUUAUACUUCUACAAUAUGUACAGUAAAACAACAGAAAAAUAAAAACUCCACAUUUUGAUAA
Molecule: messenger RNA, 4519 nt
Organism: Pygocentrus nattereri (red-bellied piranha)
Lineage: Eukaryota; Metazoa; Chordata; Actinopteri; Characiformes; Serrasalmidae
Gene: musk
Product: muscle, skeletal, receptor tyrosine kinase
Exons: 17
Coding region: 45-2882 (945 amino acids)
Biological process (GO): positive regulation of kinase activity; multicellular organism development; protein phosphorylation
Cellular component (GO): signaling receptor complex
Molecular function (GO): transmembrane receptor protein tyrosine kinase activity; protein binding; ATP binding
Source: RefSeq, a predicted model, not a curated record